Molecule: messenger RNA, 3208 nt
Organism: Mya arenaria
Lineage: Eukaryota; Metazoa; Mollusca; Bivalvia; Myida; Myidae
Product: hemicentin-1-like
Exons: 14
Coding region: 19-2712 (897 amino acids)
Biological process (GO): cell-cell adhesion
Cellular component (GO): cell-cell junction
Molecular function (GO): cell adhesion molecule binding
Source: RefSeq, a predicted model, not a curated record
ACGAAAGUACAUGCAGUCAUGUUGAUUCAAAACUUAAAGUUAAUACUGGUUGUGUACAGGAUAACGAACUUAGCUGUGGGCAUGACUUUGUCAGGGAACGGGACAUCGGGAGGUUUUACAAUCCAAGAGAACUCUCCCCUGCAACUGACGUGUUCUUCGUCUUCCGAUACUAUGUAUGUAAUGUAUUAUAGAAGAUAUACGGAUAAAUCUCCCGAUAUUAUAACCGCAGUAGGGUACGGCUCAUCAGGAUGUGCCACGGACCCCACACCGCCGGCUUACCUUAGCUGCUCCUGUGUCAGUAGGAGGGAGUACGUCUGUGUCAUCCGGAACGUCACCAGAGCUAUGAACGGGGACGUUUGGUUUUGUAAUCCUCCAGGAGGAAAUAACAACGAUUUCAGUGGGGAUCAAACAAUCGUCGUAACAAGUAUGGGCGUGACUUUGUCAGGGAACGGGACAUCUGGAGGUUUCACAGUCCAAGAGAACUCACCUCUUCAACUAACGUGUUCUUCGUCUACCGAUACUCAGUAUGUAACCUAUUCUAGAAGAUAUACGGAUAAAUCUCCCAAUAUUAUAACCGCAGUAGGGUACGGCUCAUCAGGAUGUGCCACGGACCCCACACCACCGUCUUACCUUAGCUGCUCCUGUGUCAGUAGGAGGGAGUACGUCUGUGUCAUCCGGAACGUCACCAGAGCUAUGCACGGAGACGUUUGGUUUUGUCUACCCGCUCGAGGAAUUAUAAACGAUGCCAAUGGGGAUAAAGCAAUCGUCGUAACAAUUGGUAUAACCACGGUGUCUGUGGUAUUUCCGGCGGGCAGCUCCGUGUCCGUCAUUGAAAACACCACCAGACAGUUCCGUUGUGAGACAUCUGCCGGGAACCCACAGGCCACCAUGGAGUGGUACAAGGAUAACGGUACACCGGACAGGACGGAUGACACUCUGAUUAUUUCCGGGACAGAGACAGACACUAGAGCAAGUGGUACUGUCAUUGUGACUAUCGGUAAACUCACGUUGACUGCGCAUAGAAAUGAUCAAGAAGUUCGCGUCUACUGCAGGGCAAACAACGGCGGGGAUUGGCAAUACUCCUCCAGCGUUGUAUUAGAUGUUCAGUAUGAACCGUCCACUCCGACAGUAUCCUACAUUGGUUUCGAGGUUACCUCCCAUAUACGGGUAAUAUCCGGGCGUUCAAUGACGCUCACAUGCAGUAGCACGGGAAACCCGAGCCCCACUUACACCUGGACAUACCCUGGUGGAGGCCCACAUAGUGGCCCCACGCUCACACUGGCCAGCGUGCUGCAAACACACACCGGAGGUGUAACGUGCACAUCAAUAAACACGUUGUCACCUACAGGAGGGAAAGCGGUUGAUAAGAUACAACAAACAACAAUCUCUCUUCAAGUUCUAUAUCCUCCCAGAAGCCCAACGUGCACCAUCAGUGGAACGUCUAUCUCGACCACUGCCAUACUAGUGGAGGGCACAGAUUAUACCAUCAGCUGCAUUAGUUCCGCCAAUCCCCCCCUUAUUGCGUAUUCAUGGUCAACUCCGGGCCGUGCACAGGUUUCCGGAGCCAAUUUGACCCUGAUCAAUGUCCAGAACACCGCCGACCAAGGCCAGUACACCCUGACAGUCACAAACACAAUGGAUGCCACAAUAGGAAACACGGAAACGGGAACAAGCAACACAUCGUUUUUGUUGAAUAUACAAUUUGAAAUUUCCACCCCUAUUGUAUCUUACCGGGGUUUCGCGAUAAUCUCCCACGUGCGCGUCAUAUCCGGACGUUCGAUGACGCUCAACUGCAGCAGCUUGGGAAACCCGAGCCCCGCUUAUGCGUGGACGUACCCUGGUGGAGGUUCACAUGUUGGCCCAAACCUCAUAUUUACCAGCGUACAGACCACACUCGCCGGAAAUGUAACGUGUACAGCCUGGAAUACACUGUCACCUACUGGAGGAACAGCGUUGGUUAAGACCAAGCAAGCAACCGCGAGUCUCCAAGUUCUAUGUCCACCUGACUCGCCUAGAGGGUUCAAGGUUAUUCCAAAUACAAUCACGAGCUACAGCGUUGUACUUACAUGGAUUCCAGGGUUUAAUAAUGGUCUUCUGCAAACCUUUCACAUAUCAUAUCGGCCUUCAAUACCCUUUGCAGACUGGCUUGAGAUGAAUGUCACACAUACAGGAGAGACUGAGAUGAACGUUACACUUGACAAUUUAGAGCCAGGAGAGUCAUACAUUGUCGAAUUGUAUGCAUUAAAUUUAGAAGGGAAAUCUGCGAUAACGAACAUAACGUUCAGCACCUUGACGCAUACACCAUCAGAAAUCAGCCAUUUAAAAACACAGACCUCUACAAUUGCUGGUGGUGUUACAGCUGGGAUUGUAUUGAUACUGGGUAUUUCGGUAGUCAUCUUUGUUUUUCGAAGAAAAUAUUCUGUAUCGUGUGCCUUCAAGCUCAACCCCAAAGAAGAUUCACCUUUAAGUCAUACCGGACAAGGUACUGGAAAUCCAGGAUAUAACGCUGCGGUUACGUACGAAGAGAUGUCAAUGACAAAUAACAAGACUGUUUAUGACACUCUAGAUAUUGGAAACGACGGAUCCAAAGCAUCACACGUGUUUACGAGUUUGGAUGAUUCAAAGUCUAAUGAAUACUACGAGAAUGUCAAAACAGAGGAUCCCGUUUACAACAACACGUCACUGAAAACCCCGGUGCAGAAAGUGCUCUAGUGGUCAAUUAACUGUAGCUGAAAGCAUAGAUAGUCUACACUUUUAAAAACUUUUUAGUGAUUUAUUCUCGUAUUUUGCCAGAUCGUGUAAGACCAAAACCAAGAACCGAUUUGUAAAAUGCGGUAAACCGAUAUGACAUAAUAGUUGUGUUUUUAAAGUUUUAUGUUCAUCGACGUAGAACAAAAGAAAGGAACAACCUCUUGGACAUUUUUGUCAGUAAUCUCCGUUAUAGUAUAAUCUCCAGAAUACCUAAAACUGAUCAAACUCAUCUUAUAAUUGUUAUAGAUCAUUCGUUAGUCGCAUGUUCACACACAUAAAUAAAUACAGAGCUGCACAUUUGAAAUGGAAUUCGAUUUAUAUCUAUUUUAUGGAUACUUUUUGAAAACAUUUAUAUUACGCAGUACAUUGUUUGUGUUUCUGUUAAUAGUGCAUGUAUAUACAUAAUGCUAUGUUUUUCUAAUGUACACAGAUUUAUAAUAAAAAAUAUAUCAAUGAA